CCACUCGCGACUUGGAUGGCUACCUAUGCUCAUCGACUUCCUCGACCACAGCGCUCUCCUUGGGAAGCGCGUCUCUAACUCACACAUCCCCUGCUCCAGCCUCGACUUUGCUCAGCAUUCACGAGCUCAUCUCGCCCAAAUCUAUCCCUAUCGACUCGCGGCCCCUAGCGUGCCGCAGGACUGUGGGAGGCGGAAACCAAGUGGUUAAACAGCAGCGGUGCGCCCACCUCGUGCUACACCUUGGUCUUGCCAUCGGCGCAAGAGACAAAGGCGAUUAAGUAAGCUGUAGAGCGAAAGCUGUCGAUCAUUAGCGAGCCACCUACUCUUCCGCCUCACUUCCUUCCAUGAACUUCAAGUCGGGUCCAAAUCUGCAUUCCAUCAGCCCUCCAUCCACUCCCCAAUCAAAGCUACUAGCUCUGCGCACCUCUUCGCCCCAUCCCUCAGAACCAGAGAGCGGCGAAGGCGAGAGCGAUAGUGGCGCAGAACAACCCCACAUCACCCAAAUUGCCGUCAACGUACAUAGAAAGGAGAGCUUGUUUGGUGAGCUCUUGAACAGAAGACAUACGCAGAGAGUUAAGGGCAAAAGGAGAGAAAAAGUCAGAAUGGUGGGACAUCACUUGCACUCCGCUUUCAGGAGCUGGUUCAAAGACACGGAGGACGACGGAUCUCCGCUGCUUCCUGGAGCCCUCUCGAAAAAGUACAACGUCUUGCCACAUGUACUUGGCCAAGGCAGCUUUGCGGUGGUCAAGUCGUGCGUCGAAAAGUCGACAGGGACUGAACGAGCUCUCAAGAUCAUUGCCAAAAAACCCCUGAAGGAGAAUAGCGAGAAGAUGCUUCAGGAGGAGAUCCACAUCUUGGGCAAGGUAGAGCAUCCUCACGUCAUCAAAAUGUGGGAUUUGUACGAGACAAAGGAAGGCGUCUUCAUCGUGACUGACUUGUGCCGAGGUGGAGAGCUGUUUGAUAGGCUUGUGGAAAAGGUCUUCUACAACGAGCUGGAUGCUAGGCAUAUCGUCAGGCAGAUCUUCGAAGGUGUUGCCUACCUGCACAAACAAGACAUCAUUCAUCGCGACCUCAAACCGGAGAAUAUCCUGCUACGGGAGAAGAAGGAACCGAGCGAUAUUGUCAUCUCGGACUUUGGCUUGAGCAAGUUUAUUCCGGACGAAGGUCUGCUGAUGACUGCAUGUGGAAGCCCGCAGUAUGUUGCGCCAGAGGUCCUGCUCGGAAAGGGUUACGGACCGCCAGUCGACAUUUGGUCUGCUGGAGUCAUCGCUUAUUGUCUCCUGGCAGGAUACACACCCUUCUAUGGCGAGGAUCAGCCGACGCUGUUUCAGCAGAUCAUCGGGAUGAAGGUCGAAUUUGAGCCGAAGUACUGGGGCGAAGUUUCAGACUCGGCCAAAGAAUUCAUCCUGAAGUGUCUGUGCCCCGCCGAAAAGCGUUUCACACCAGAACAAGCCCUCAAGCAUCCAUGGCUUGCGGAUCUCCCAGACUUGCACGAGGAUACUCCUGACGAACACAGGGGCUGCUGCCUCAAGGAAAGCGCGAAGCGCCACUUGACAGCCAAGGAAAAGUUUGGCAGAGCAGUGACGGCGGUAGAGACAGUGUCGUACUUGCAGAAACUUCAUCAUCUUCGCCAGCAACACUCAAAGGACAUUCCAGAGGAGAAGCUGCACUCUUUGAUCAAGGUAGCGACGAACAUCAGCUUGCACAAGCGUGGUGACUCACUGCUUCAUUCUCCUACUCACGAAGGAGCAGCUGCGGAUCGCGACGUGUCGACUUCGACCUUGACGCCCUCCUCUUCGGUUGUGCCUACUCCCGAGGGCUCCCUAAUCCAAAUGGCAGACCCCGAGGUAAUAGCGUCCAAGAGUACUACCGCCAAGGGUGCUGGUCGCGAUGCUCCCUUCUGCAUCGCAGGUGGCACUGCGCCGACAUCUCGGCGGAGUGGCACAGCAGCUGUCGCCGCAGCUGCAGAAGCCACCGCCCAUGGUGAGAACCCUGCUGGUAAUUCCGAGGGUCACCCGAUCUCAGACGAUGGCGCGAAAUCCGGUCAGUCAAGUCCUGCGCGCUCCACGUCCGGACUGUCAGACCAAACGAUGACGCCCGGCAGAAGGGCGGCCAGCAAGAAGCCAGAGAAGAAAGACGCAACGUUGGACACUCUUCUGGAUCAGUACAAGUCGGCUCAAUUGCCAUCAUCGGCGCGCGUCGAUCCCACCGCUGAGAUGCAAGAAAAGCCAGAAAUGACGAUCAGCAAAGUCUGGCAGUACAUUCCCUUCUUUAUUAAUCAAGGCAUCUCCAUCACCUCGGCCAUUGCUUCUCAUGCGGUAUACGGACCACCAAAAAAGUCUUGGGGUAUCGAGAUGAGCGUGUUCACCAGAAUCAUGCGUGACUCGGCACAGUAUACCCAGUUCGCAACGAUCGCUGGCAUGCAGUCGUUCUUUGAGCUCAGCUCCUUCUUGCCGGUGCCCAAGGACGGAUUGAUUACGCCUGUCUCUUUCAGAGUCAAGAAACGCAAUCUGAGGGGUCUACUGGCCGAGGUGGAUGCUCAGGAAGAUGGAAAGCGCGAAUUGACAGGCGAAUGGGUCGUUGGCAAACAGACCUGGCGGAGGCUUCAAUCGGAUUGGAGGUCCGGCAAAUCUAGGGAAAAAGAACGCGUGAUCCUAUACAUUCACGGAGGCGCCUAUUUCAUCAUGUCCGCAGUCACCCAUCGACCUUUGACAAUCGCCCUGUCCAAGUACACGGAGUGCAGAAUAUUUGGCAUCAACUACCGGCUCGCGCCCGACUGCAAAUUUCCUGGACCCCUUCACGAUGUUGUUUCGUCUUGGUUCCGCUUAACCGAAGACCUCGGCAUCCCACCGAGCAACAUUGUGAUCGGUGCUGACUCUGCAGGUGGAGGGCUCGCCUUUGCACUCAUGUACUACCUCAGGGACAACGGCUACGAUCUGCCUUCUGGGGCCAUCCUCUUCAGCCCUUGGGUCGACCUCACCAUGUCCUGCGACUCGUGGGAGACUAAUUCGGCCUUUGACUAUUUGCCUAUGCCUGUCAGCGGCAACCACAUGAAUCCAGUCGCUGCUUACUUGGGUGACAACAUUGAAAAGUACAUCACCCAUCCAUAUGCAAGUCCGCUUUUCGGCGACAUGCGGGGCUUGCCUCCCUUACUUAUUCAGUGCGGCGAUGCCGAGGUACUUCGAGACGAAGGGACCUUGCUUGCACACAAGGCAAGCAAAUCGGGAGUGGCAGUUAGACAUGAGCUGUACGAAGACUGCGUGCAUGUCUUUCAAGCUUUCCUCUUCCUCGACGCUUCUCGCAAAGCACUGCAGUCCGCCAGGCACUUUGUGCGCACAGCGCUGGACAAGCGAGACAAGCGCAAGUCUAUCCAGCGUGACACUAGCCGACAGACUGUGGAUUCCGAAAUGAGAGCAGGCAUGGUCAACGAACGCGGCGAGUCUGUAGAGCCUCGCACGGGCGAAAAGGCUGGCUCGUACAAGGUCGAGAGGGGGACAGAGUCGGACAGCGAGACUGCCGGACAGCAAGGACAAAGAGAGCGCUCAGGUCGGACAAAGGAAGAGGAAGCCGAGUGGGCGGAAUUUGACGAGGCUGCACGGAGGGCCGCUUCUGCGGCUCAGCCCGCCAACGUCGCAAAGAAAGCUCUCGGAGCCGAGGCUGAAGCAAAGCGAGCACAGUCCGACGCGGGAGGGCCCGCCAAUGGCAGCAGAUCAGCUGACAUGCAGCGCAGUCAAAGUGAUCGAACUGGACACUCUGCGAAGUCCAGUACCAGCAAUGACUCAGGACACAGUCACAGUCGCAGCACCGGUCAUGGACAAGCCACAUUUGCCCAGAGCUCGCACACGACCAGCAACGCCCCGCGUCACAGCGACAAGCAUCGACGAAAUUUGUCCAACAGCUUGCAGAGCAUGUCGCUCACCGCAGCUCGGGACAGGGCCGAAGCGGGCAUGCGGUAUCAACAAUCGGCAGGCGCACCAGCUUUGGGCAAUUUCCACGAUCCUUUGCCCAGCGCUGCCCAUCCGAGGAUGAGAAGGACGGCGAGCAACGUGGCGAUCGACGAUAUCGUGCAGAGCUUUGAGAACGAUCCUUCUUCACUUCGCACCAGAGUCUUUACCCCUGGUGAUCGAUAGUCUUUUUCGGCCUGCCUGCGAUUGUAGGAUUGCGCAUCACUCCACGAACAUCCUUUAAAUAUACUCACGACCGAUUCCCUUGAAAGAUCACUUUCACUCCGUAACGCAGAUCUGAGGGCGUGCGCAUCAGAUACCGGGAGGGGCAGAGGGGGCGCACCUGCCGGAGUGCCUUGAGAUCACGAGCGCGAUUAAGCCGAGGUUUGUGUGGUGCGUCUGUUCAAGCAGACUGCGGUGUGACGCUGUUUCUGCGUGAUCAUUCAGCAGCGCUCGACACUGUAUGCGAGCAGCGUUGAUACCUGAACGUCCGUCGUGGUGGGAAUGACGGCG
Molecule: messenger RNA, 4457 nt
Organism: Ceraceosorus guamensis
Lineage: Eukaryota; Fungi; Basidiomycota; Exobasidiomycetes; Ceraceosorales; Ceraceosoraceae
Product: Pkinase-domain-containing protein
Exons: 4
Coding region: 345-4130 (1261 amino acids)
Biological process (GO): cellular response to oxidative stress; protein phosphorylation
Molecular function (GO): calcium/calmodulin-dependent protein kinase activity; ATP binding; hydrolase activity
Source: RefSeq, a predicted model, not a curated record